Messenger RNA from Lotus japonicus, 691 nucleotides. RefSeq lists its product as uncharacterized. Bases 168 to 668 code for a protein of 166 amino acids. The record is from RefSeq and is a predicted model, not a curated record. The transcript is spliced from 2 exons. Lineage: Eukaryota; Viridiplantae; Streptophyta; Magnoliopsida; Fabales; Fabaceae.
UUAGAAACGAAUUCCCGUCACGGUUCGAACAAGAUUCCACACACUUGGUUUUAUAACCAAAGCUGCUCACAACGUUUCUACUCUUCCCGAGGUGGGACUGAAUUUUUCCUCACAACGUUUUCUACCGAUGUGGGACUACAAAUUAAUGGAGUAUGCUCGGUUGAUAAAUGAUAAUUAAUACUCUGCAACUGGAAGCCACCUCGCAGUUCCGCAAGCUUUUUUCAAUUGGUAACCUUAAACGAUUCACUUUUAAUCGCUAUUCUCUAAAGGGUUUUUGUGGCUUAGCUUCUCUCUUCUCUUCUCUUCCACCUUUGCCUAUGUCCAUGGCGAUUUUCCAUCACCAUCUUCUUCUUCUUUUCUUCAUCUUUCUAUUUCAUUAUUCCAUCAUCGUAGUUAAAAAAACCCAACCCUUAUCAUCAUCAUCAUCAUCCUCGUUCUUCUUCCUUUUCCAAUUUCCACCCUUCAGCUCAGAACUCAGGAUAGAAGAACCCCACUUCCACAAGUGUACUCCUUCAAUGGUUAAUGGGGUCUGCUCGGUUGAUAAUAAUCUGCAGCUGGAAGCCACUGAGCAGUUCUGCAAGCUUCUUUCAAUAGAGAAGAAUGUAGCAAGUGAAGCAAAGCAGAGCAGAUGUGGUUUGUGUCAUGUUAUAGGUUCAGGAUUGAAUUGAUGGUGUCAUGUGAUAGCUUUAGA